Molecule: messenger RNA, 954 nt
Organism: Prunus armeniaca (apricot)
Lineage: Eukaryota; Viridiplantae; Streptophyta; Magnoliopsida; Rosales; Rosaceae
Source: the annotation of a GenBank genome assembly
AUGACAUGGUGCAAUGACUCAGACGACGAGAGGGCCAUUCAGAUUAUCACCCCUCCUCCCCCUCCUCCUCCUUCUCAUAACAAUAACGAAUUUCGGAACAUAACAUGCCCCUCUUGUGGCCACCACAUAGAAUUCCAAGACCAGGCAGGGAUUCAUGAUUUGCCUGGACUACCAGCAGGGGUGAAAUUUGAUCCAACUGACCAAGAAAUUCUUCAACAUUUGGAGGCAAAAGUGCUGUCUGAUACCAGAAAGCUUCAUCCUCUCAUUGAUGAAUUCAUACCAACCCUUGAGGGGGAGAAUGGGAUUUGCUAUACUCACCCAGAAAAGCUACCAGGAGUGAACAAAGAUGGACAAAUCCGGCACUUCUUUCACCGGCCCUCCAAGGCAUACACAACCGGGACUCGAAAGCGAAGGAAGGUUCACACCGAAGAAGAUGGAAGCGAGACGAGGUGGCACAAGACAGGGAAGACAAGGCCAGUCCUUGUUGGUGGAGCAGUUAAGGGUUUCAAGAAGAUCCUGGUCCUCUACACCAACUACGGAAGGCAAAGGAAGCCCGAAAAGACCAAUUGGGUGAUGCACCAAUACCACCUUGGCAACAAUGAAGAAGAGAAAGAUGGGGAGCUGGUGGUCUCAAAAGUCUUUUACCAAACGCAGCCCAGGCAAUGUGGUUCAAGCAUCAAAGAUGUUCCAAUGUUUGAUCACCACAAAGGUGUGAAUAUAAGAAGUGGGCAUGGGCAUGAUCCUCUUCCUAUAGCAAAGAAGGCUGGCCUUGUGGAGUAUUAUAAUCCUGGAGGAGGUUUUAUUAAUUAUGAUCACCAUAAUCUUCAUAACCAGGGGGGACAUAAUAGAGAAAGCCCACCUCAACUAAUCCCGAAUUUAGUUGUCCAAGGUGACGGGUCUUCAUUUAUUCGAUUAACUGCAGAUGCAAGCAAAGGAAAGCUUGAGAGAAAAUAG